AUGGUCAUACUGCAAUCAACACAGAAUAAACAAUUAUCGUCGAUUUUUGCACGCAUUUUGUUAGUACUCACUCGAAUGAUGCACGUCUAUCUUAAGUGGAUUAGAAUUAAAUCAGUGUAUUGUUUUGUAUUAAUGAUAUUAAUUUUCGUGCUAUGUUAUCUGUACAAUACCAGUUAUUCAAAGAAAACGAAAUUGGAAGCUCCUUGUUUAAUGAACACGCCAUUCGCUACAUCAACGACUGAGAUUGUAUCAGAUAAAUCUCCCAAGCCCAGAACUAAGACAAAGUUUAUAUUACUGUGGACAAAUCCUAACACGUACCCAUUUCUUUAUUUCGGCGAGGGAAACGAUAUAUUCAAGAAGAAAAAAUGUGAAUAUGUUAAUUGUUAUGUGACAAGUAACAGGCGACUUUUAAGGGAACUCACUGAAUUCAACAUUGUGGUGUUUAACGGGCCACAACUUGGAGAUAUGAUGCCAAGCGACGACAUCCCAAUAGUAAGAUCUUUUCGUCAAAAAUAUGUGUAUGCCAACAUUGAAGCCGCAGUUAACUAUCCUAUUUGCCGAAAUACUUGGAACAAUUUCUUUAAUUGGACUUGGACGUAUAAAUUAAAUUCUGAUGCUAUCUGGGGUUAUAUCGUCAUAACGAAUACUAGUAAUCACGUUAUUGGUCCAAAAGAAAAUAUGGAUUGGAUGAGCGUCGACGACAUGAAAAAUAUUGACAAUGAUUUAAAAUUAAAACUGGCCUCUAAACACGUAGCGGCGGCUUGGUUUGUUUCUAAUUGUAACACAUUGAGUAAAAGGGAAUUUUUCUUUAACGAACUGCAAACUUUUAUGAGUUACUCCAAUUUAAAGGCAGACGUGUACGGUUCUUGUGGAUCUUUUCAAUGUCCUAAAUCAAUAAUGUACAGAUGUCACGAUGAGUUACAAAGAAAAUAUUACUUUUAUUUGGCCUUCGAAAACGCUUUGAGUGACGAUUAUGUAUCAGAAAAGAUUUUGCAUGCUCUCAAUCAUUACACCGUACCGGUCGUAUAUGGAGGAGCUGAUUAUUCAAGAUUCUUACCACCUGGUUCAUAUCUGGACGCCAAGAAAUUAGGUGCAAGAAAUCUAGCCAAGGAGAUGUCCGAUAUUAUAGACAACCCAGAAAUAUAUUACAGAUUCUUUAGAUGGCGAAAUUACUAUAAUAUUCGAAGCAGGUAUGAGAGCCCGGACACAGAUGAUUACUGUAGGUUUUGCGCCAUGGCCAAUGAUGAAAAUCUAAUGAGGAAAAAUACUAUCUAUGAAAACUUUAGUUCUUGGUGGACUCCUGAGGGGUUUUGUCUGAAGAGAUAA
Messenger RNA from Helicoverpa zea (corn earworm), 1326 nucleotides. RefSeq names its product alpha-(1,3)-fucosyltransferase C-like. Gene Ontology annotation, cellular component: membrane. The record is from RefSeq and is a predicted model, not a curated record. NCBI's taxonomy places the organism in Eukaryota, Metazoa, Arthropoda, Insecta, Lepidoptera, Noctuidae. The transcript has 2 exons. Gene Ontology annotation, molecular function: alpha-(1->3)-fucosyltransferase activity. Bases 1 to 1326 code for a protein of 441 amino acids.